Xiphophorus couchianus (Monterrey platyfish) is the source of this 958-nucleotide messenger RNA. RefSeq names its product L-selectin-like. Lineage: Eukaryota; Metazoa; Chordata; Actinopteri; Cyprinodontiformes; Poeciliidae. Bases 314 to 856 code for a protein of 180 amino acids. The record is from RefSeq and is a predicted model, not a curated record. The transcript is spliced from 4 exons.
UAAUGCAAAGUGAAUUUCCAUGAACUCUGGUGUUGUUAAAUACUGGUGCAUCAAAUUACAUUUCUCUGCUUUGUUGCCUGAUAUCUUUUGUUUUCAAAAUACGCUCAUCCUCAUUCCUGUACUGUCAGAUGCUGGCAACUGUUUGCCAGACCCACCUCAAAUACCUAUAAACAUGCAGUACUUCUCAGGAUUUUGUUAAGGUGUGCUUUGCAGCUUAUAGGUUAUUAGCUUGUAUAAGUUGUGAAAAACAUUCAUAGUGUUUGGAUUUAGAAGAUAUUAUCUGGAUACUUUAUUUUUUCUCAAGGUUUUACUGAUGGAUUUCAGGCUCAUCCUGUUUGGGCUCACAGGUGCCAUGCUCAGUGUUGCCUGUGCCCAAAGCCAUCAGUACUACUUUGUGAAUACUUCGCUUACGUGGAGAGACGCUCAGAGAGUCUGCAGACGGGACUACACUGAUCUGGCCACCAUUGAAAGCACAGCUGAUGUUGAUGAUUUUUUAAGGACCACCUCCAAUAAUACAGGCAAGGCAUGGAUAGGUCUUUAUGAUGACAAAAUAAACAGCUGGAAAUGGUCCCUAAAUGACAGCAGCUUCUACAGUCCUGGAGAAUAUUCAUUUAGGGACUGGGAACCUAACGAACCCAAUAAUUAUUAUGGACAACAGUAUUGUGUUAGAUUUUACGGUACUGCUUAUAACUCUGUGGGCAGAUGGGAUGACAUUGGGUGCACGGAGACAAUACAAUUUGUGUGCUAUAAUGGUACAGUAGGUGGAUCACCAUCCUAUGUUUUGAGUAACAUUUCACUAAACUGGACAGAAGCUCAGAAAUUCUGCCGUACGAAUUAUGUUGACCUGGCCAGGUAAAUAACAAGACGAUAUCUUAAAGCAAAUACUGCAUUAAUGCAUAAUAAUCUAUAGAGAGAGGGAUUGCAGUUCAUGGAUUCCAGACGUUUUCCUCUGGGUUUU